AUGUCUGCCAUUGAUGCCCAACAGACCCACAACAACGAGCGCAAGCUGCACAACACGAACGCGGAUGGGGUGGCAGUGUGGGACAAGGUGGCAGUGCGGGACAAGGUGGCAGUGCGGGACAAGGUGGCAGUGCGGGACAAGGUGGCAGUGCGGGACAAGGUGGCAGUGCGGGACAAGGUGGCAGUGCGGGACAAGGUGGCAGUGCGGGACAAGGUGGCAGUGCGGGACAAGGUGGCAGUGCGGGACAAGGUGGCAGUGCGGGACAAGGUGGCAGUGCGGGACAAGGUGGCAGUGCGGGACAAGGUGGCAGUGCGGGACAAGGUGGCAGUGCGGGACAAGGUGGCAGUGCGGGACAAGGUGGCAGUGCGGGACAAGGUGGCAGUGCGGGACAAGGUGGCAGUGCGGGACAAGGUGGCAGUGCGGGACAAGGUGGCAGUGCGGGACAAGGUGGCAGUGCGGGACAAGGUGGCAGUGCGGGACAAGGUGGCAGUGCGGGACAAGGUGGCAGUGCGGGACAAGGUGGCAGUGCGGGACAAGGUGGCAGUGCGGGACAAGGUGGCAGUGCGGGACAAGGUGGCAGUGCGGGACAAGGUGGCAGUGCGGGACAAGGUGGCAGUGCGGGACAAGGUGGCAGUGCGGGACAAGGUGGCAGUGCGGGACAAGGUGGCAGUGCGGGACAAGGUGGCAGUGCGGGACAAGGUGGCAGUGCGGGACAAGGUGGCAGUGCGGGACAAGGUGGCAGUGCGGGACAAGGUGGCAGUGCGGGACAAGGUGGCAGUGCGGGACAAGGUGGCAGUGCGGGACAAGGUGGCAGUGCGGGACAAGGUGGCAGUGCGGGACAAGGUGGCAGUGCGGGACAAGGUGGCAGUGCGGGACAAGGUGGCAGUGCGGGACAAGGUGGCAGUGCGGGACAAGGUGGCAGUGCGGGACAAGGUGGCAGUGCGGGACAAGGUGGCAGUGCGGGACAAGGUGGCAGUGCGGGACAAGGUGGCAGUGCGGGACAAGGUGGCAGUGCGGGACAAGGUGGCAGUGCGGGACAAGGUGGCAGUGCGGGACAAGGUGGCAGUGCGGGACAAGGUGGCAGUGCGGGACAAGGUGGCAGUGCGGGACAAGGUGGCAGUGCGGGACAAGGUGGCAGUGCGGGACAAGGUGGCAGUGCGGGACAAGGUGGCAGUGCGGGACAAGGUGGCAGUGCGGGACAAGGUGGCAGUGCGGGACAAGGUGGCAGUGCGGGACAAGGUGGCAGUGCGGGACAAGGUGGCAGUGCGGGACAAGGUGGCAGUGCGGGACAAGGUGGCAGUGCGGGACAAGGUGGCAGUGCGGGACAAGGUGGCAGUGCGGGACAAGGUGGCAGUGCGGGACAAGGUGGCAGUGCGGGACAAGGUGGCAGUGCGGGACAAGGUGGCAGUGCGGGACAAGGUGGCAGUGCGGGACAAGGUGGCAGUGCGGGACAAGGUGGCAGUGCGGGACAAGGUGGCAGUGCGGGACAAGGUGGCAGUGCGGGACAAGGUGGCAGUGCGGGACAAGGUGGCAGUGCGGGACAAGGUGGCAGUGCGGGACAAGGUGGCAGUGCGGGACAAGGUGGCAGUGCGGGACAAGGUGGCAGUGCGGGACAAGGUGGCAGUGCGGGACAAGGUGGCAGUGCGGGACAAGGUGGCAGUGCGGGACAAGGUGGCAGUGCGGGACAAGGUGGCAGUGCGGGACAAGGUGGCAGUGCGGGACAAGGUGGCAGUGCGGGACAAGGUGGCAGUGCGGGACAAGGUGGCAGUGCGGGACAAGGUGGCAGUGCGGGACAAGGUGGCAGUGCGGGACAAGGUGGCAGUGCGGGACAAGGUGGCAGUGCGGGACAAGGUGGCAGUGCGGGACAAGGUGGCAGUGCGGGACAAGGUGGCAGUGCGGGACAAGGUGGCAGUGCGGGACAAGGUGGCAGUGCGGGACAAGGUGGCAGUGCGGGACAAGGUGGCAGUGCGGGACAAGGUGGCAGUGCGGGACAAGGUGGCAGUGCGGGACAAGGUGGCAGUGCGGGACAAGGUGGCAGUGCGGGACAAGGUGGCAGUGCGGGACAAGGUGGCAGUGCGGGACAAGGUGGCAGUGCGGGACAAGGUGGCAGUGCGGGACAAGGUGGCAGUGCGGGACAAGGUGGCAGUGCGGGACAAGGUGGCAGUGCGGGACAAGGUGGCAGUGCGGGACAAGGUGGCAGUGCGGGACAAGGUGGCAGUGCGGGACAAGGUGGCAGUGCGGGACAAGGUGGCAGUGCGGGACAAGGUGGCAGUGCGGGACAAGGUGGCAGUGCGGGACAAGGUGGCAGUGCGGGACAAGGUGGCAGUGCGGGACAAGGUGGCAGUGCGGGACAAGGUGGCAGUGCGGGACAAGGUGGCAGUGCGGGACAAGGUGGCAGUGCGGGACAAGGUGGCAGUGCGGGACAAGGUGGCAGUGCGGGACAAGGUGGCAGUGCGGGACAAGGUGGCAGUGCGGGACAAGGUGGCAGUGCGGGACAAGGUGGCAGUGCGGGACAAGGUGGCAGUGCGGGACAAGGUGGCAGUGCGGGACAAGGUGGCAGUGCGGGACAAGGUGGCAGUGCGGGACAAGGUGGCAGUGCGGGACAAGGUGGCAGUGCGGGACAAGGUGGCAGUGCGGGACAAGGUGGCAGUGCGGGACAAGGUGGCAGUGCGGGACAAGGUGGCAGUGCGGGACAAGGUGGCAGUGCGGGACAAGGUGGCAGUGCGGGACAAGGUGGCAGUGCGGGACAAGGUGGCAGUGCGGGACAAGGUGGCAGUGCGGGACAAGGUGGCAGUGCGGGACAAGGUGGCAGUGCGGGACAAGGUGGCAGUGCGGGACAAGGUGGCAGUGCGGGACAAGGUGGCAGUGCGGGACAAGGUGGCAGUGCGGGACAAGGUGGCAGUGCGGGACAAGGUGGCAGUGCGGGACAAGGUGGCAGUGCGGGACAAGGUGGCAGUGCGGGACAAGGUGGCAGUGCGGGACAAGGUGGCAGUGCGGGACAAGGUGGCAGUGCGGGACAAGGUGGCAGUGCGGGACAAGGUGGCAGUGCGGGACAAGGUGGCAGUGCGGGACAAGGUGGCAGUGCGGGACAAGGUGGCAGUGCGGGACAAGGUGGCAGUGCGGGACAAGGUGGCAGUGCGGGACAAGGUGGCAGUGCGGGACAAGGUGGCAGUGCGGGACAAGGUGGCAGUGCGGGACAAGGUGGCAGUGCGGGACAAGGUGGCAGUGCGGGACAAGGUGGCAGUGCGGGACAAGGUGGCAGUGCGGGACAAGGUGGCAGUGCGGGACAAGGUGGCAGUGCGGGACAAGGUGGCAGUGCGGGACAAGGUGGCAGUGCGGGACAAGGUGGCAGUGCGGGACAAGGUGGCAGUGCGGGACAAGGUGGCAGUGCGGGACAAGGUGGCAGUGCGGGACAAGGUGGCAGUGCGGGACAAGGUGGCAGUGCGGGACAAGGUGGCAGUGCGGGACAAGGUGGCAGUGCGGGACAAGGUGGCAGUGCGGGACAAGGUGGCAGUGCGGGACAAGGUGGCAGUGCGGGACAAGGUGGCAGUGCGGGACAAGGUGGCAGUGCGGGACAAGGUGGCAGUGCGGGACAAGGUGGCAGUGCGGGACAAGGUGGCAGUGCGGGACAAGGUGGCAGUGCGGGACAAGGUGGCAGUGCGGGACAAGGUGGCAGUGCGGGACAAGGUGGCAGUGCGGGACAAGGUGGCAGUGCGGGACAAGGUGGCAGUGCGGGACAAGGUGGCAGUGCGGGACAAGGUGGCAGUGCGGGACAAGGUGGCAGUGCGGGACAAGGUGGCAGUGCGGGACAAGGUGGCAGUGCGGGACAAGGUGGCAGUGCGGGACAAGGUGGCAGUGCGGGACAAGGUGGCAGUGCGGGACAAGGUGGCAGUGCGGGACAAGGUGGCAGUGCGGGACAAGGUGGCAGUGCGGGACAAGGUGGCAGUGCGGGACAAGGUGGCAGUGCGGGACAAGGUGGCAGUGCGGGACAAGGUGGCAGUGCGGGACAAGGUGGCAGUGCGGGACAAGGUGGCAGUGCGGGACAAGGUGGCAGUGCGGGACAAGGUGGCAGUGCGGGACAAGGUGGCAGUGCGGGACAAGGUGGCAGUGCGGGACAAGGUGGCAGUGCGGGACAAGGUGGCAGUGCGGGACAAGGUGGCAGUGCGGGACAAGGUGGCAGUGCGGGACAAGGUGGCAGUGCGGGACAAGGUGGCAGUGCGGGACAAGGUGGCAGUGCGGGACAAGGUGGCAGUGCGGGACAAGGUGGCAGUGCGGGACAAGGUGGCAGUGCGGGACAAGGUGGCAGUGCGGGACAAGGUGGCAGUGCGGGACAAGGUGGCAGUGCGGGACAAGGUGGCAGUGCGGGACAAGGUGGCAGUGCGGGACAAGGUGGCAGUGCGGGACAAGGUGGCAGUGCGGGACAAGGUGGCAGUGCGGGACAAGGUGGCAGUGCGGGACAAGGUGGCAGUGCGGGACAAGGUGGCAGUGCGGGACAAGGUGGCAGUGCGGGACAAGGUGGCAGUGCGGGACAAGGUGGCAGUGCGGGACAAGGUGGCAGUGCGGGACAAGGUGGCAGUGCGGGACAAGGUGGCAGUGCGGGACAAGGUGGCAGUGCGGGACAAGGUGGCAGUGCGGGACAAGGUGGCAGUGCGGGACAAGGUGGCAGUGCGGGACAAGGUGGCAGUGCGGGACAAGGUGGCAGUGCGGGACAAGGUGGCAGUGCGGGACAAGGUGGCAGUGCGGGACAAGGUGGCAGUGCGGGACAAGGUGGCAGUGCGGGACAAGGUGGCAGUGCGGGACAAGGUGGCAGUGCGGGACAAGGUGGCAGUGCGGGACAAGGUGGCAGUGCGGGACAAGGUGGCAGUGCGGGACAAGGUGGCAGUGCGGGACAAGGUGGCAGUGCGGGACAAGGUGGCAGUGCGGGACAAGGUGGCAGUGCGGGACAAGGUGGCAGUGCGGGACAAGGUGGCAGUGCGGGACAAGGUGGCAGUGCGGGACAAGGUGGCAGUGCGGGACAAGGUGGCAGUGCGGGACAAGGUGGCAGUGCGGGACAAGGUGGCAGUGCGGGACAAGGUGGCAGUGCGGGACAAGGUGGCAGUGCGGGACAAGGUGGCAGUGCGGGACAAGGUGGCAGUGCGGGACAAGGUGGCAGUGCGGGACAAGGUGGCAGUGCGGGACAAGGUGGCAGUGCGGGACAAGGUGGCAGUGCGGGACAAGGUGGCAGUGCGGGACAAGGUGGCAGUGCGGGACAAGGUGGCAGUGCGGGACAAGGUGGCAGUGCGGGACAAGGUGGCAGUGCGGGACAAGGUGGCAGUGCGGGACAAGGUGGCAGUGCGGGACAAGGUGGCAGUGCGGGACAAGGUGGCAGUGCGGGACAAGGUGGCAGUGCGGGACAAGGUGGCAGUGCGGGACAAGGUGGCAGUGCGGGACAAGGUGGCAGUGCGGGACAAGGUGGCAGUGCGGGACAAGGUGGCAGUGCGGGACAAGGUGGCAGUGCGGGACAAGGUGGCAGUGCGGGACAAGGUGGCAGUGCGGGACAAGGUGGCAGUGCGGGACAAGGUGGCAGUGCGGGACAAGGUGGCAGUGCGGGACAAGGUGGCAGUGCGGGACAAGGUGGCAGUGCGGGACAAGGUGGCAGUGCGGGACAAGGUGGCAGUGCGGGACAAGGUGGCAGUGCGGGACAAGGUGGCAGUGCGGGACAAGGUGGCAGUGCGGGACAAGGUGGCAGUGCGGGACAAGGUGGCAGUGCGGGACAAGGUGGCAGUGCGGGACAAGGUGGCAGUGCGGGACAAGGUGGCAGUGCGGGACAAGGUGGCAGUGCGGGACAAGGUGGCAGUGCGGGACAAGGUGGCAGUGCGGGACAAGGUGGCAGUGCGGGACAAGGUGGCAGUGCGGGACAAGGUGGCAGUGCGGGACAAGGUGGCAGUGCGGGACAAGGUGGCAGUGCGGGACAAGGUGGCAGUGCGGGACAAGGUGGCAGUGCGGGACAAGGUGGCAGUGCGGGACAAGGUGGCAGUGCGGGACAAGGUGGCAGUGCGGGACAAGGUGGCAGUGCGGGACAAGGUGGCAGUGCGGGACAAGGUGGCAGUGCGGGACAAGGUGGCAGUGCGGGACAAGGUGGCAGUGCGGGACAAGGUGGCAGUGCGGGACAAGGUGGCAGUGCGGGACAAGGUGGCAGUGCGGGACAAGGUGGCAGUGCGGGACAAGGUGGCAGUGCGGGACAAGGUGGCAGUGCGGGACAAGGUGGCAGUGCGGGACAAGGUGGCAGUGCGGGACAAGGUGGCAGUGCGGGACAAGGUGGCAGUGCGGGACAAGGUGGCAGUGCGGGACAAGGUGGCAGUGCGGGACAAGGUGGCAGUGCGGGACAAGGUGGCAGUGCGGGACAAGGUGGCAGUGCGGGACAAGGUGGCAGUGCGGGACAAGGUGGCAGUGCGGGACAAGGUGGCAGUGCGGGACAAGGUGGCAGUGCGGGACAAGGUGGCAGUGCGGGACAAGGUGGCAGUGCGGGACAAGGUGGCAGUGCGGGACAAGGUGGCAGUGCGGGACAAGGUGGCAGUGCGGGACAAGGUGGCAGUGCGGGACAAGGUGGCAGUGCGGGACAAGGUGGCAGUGCGGGACAAGGUGGCAGUGCGGGACAAGGUGGCAGUGCGGGACAAGGUGGCAGUGCGGGACAAGGUGGCAGUGCGGGACAAGGUGGCAGUGCGGGACAAGGUGGCAGUGCGGGACAAGGUGGCAGUGCGGGACAAGGUGGCAGUGCGGGACAAGGUGGCAGUGCGGGACAAGGUGGCAGUGCGGGACAAGGUGGCAGUGCGGGACAAGGUGGCAGUGCGGGACAAGGUGGCAGUGCGGGACAAGGUGGCAGUGCGGGACAAGGUGGCAGUGCGGGACAAGGUGGCAGUGCGGGACAAGGUGGCAGUGCGGGACAAGGUGGCAGUGCGGGACAAGGUGGCAGUGCGGGACAAGGUGGCAGUGCGGGACAAGGUGGCAGUGCGGGACAAGGUGGCAGUGCGGGACAAGGUGGCAGUGCGGGACAAGGUGGCAGUGCGGGACAAGGUGGCAGUGCGGGACAAGGUGGCAGUGCGGGACAAGGUGGCAGUGCGGGACAAGGUGGCAGUGCGGGACAAGGUGGCAGUGCGGGACAAGGUGGCAGUGCGGGACAAGGUGGCAGUGCGGGACAAGGUGGCAGUGCGGGACAAGGUGGCAGUGCGGGACAAGGUGGCAGUGCGGGACAAGGUGGCAGUGCGGGACAAGGUGGCAGUGCGGGACAAGGUGGCAGUGCGGGACAAGGUGGCAGUGCGGGACAAGGUGGCAGUGCGGGACAAGGUGGCAGUGCGGGACAAGGUGGCAGUGCGGGACAAGGUGGCAGUGCGGGACAAGGUGGCAGUGCGGGACAAGGUGGCAGUGCGGGACAAGGUGGCAGUGCGGGACAAGGUGGCAGUGCGGGACAAGGUGGCAGUGCGGGACAAGGUGGCAGUGCGGGACAAGGUGGCAGUGCGGGACAAGGUGGCAGUGCGGGACAAGGUGGCAGUGCGGGACAAGGUGGCAGUGCGGGACAAGGUGGCAGUGCGGGACAAGGUGGCAGUGCGGGACAAGGUGGCAGUGCGGGACAAGGUGGCAGUGCGGGACAAGGUGGCAGUGCGGGACAAGGUGGCAGUGCGGGACAAGGUGGCAGUGCGGGACAAGGUGGCAGUGCGGGACAAGGUGGCAGUGCGGGACAAGGUGGCAGUGCGGGACAAGGUGGCAGUGCGGGACAAGGUGGCAGUGCGGGACAAGGUGGCAGUGCGGGACAAGGUGGCAGUGCGGGACAAGGUGGCAGUGCGGGACAAGGUGGCAGUGCGGGACAAGGUGGCAGUGCGGGACAAGGUGGCAGUGCGGGACAAGGUGGCAGUGCGGGACAAGGUGGCAGUGCGGGACAAGGUGGCAGUGCGGGACAAGGUGGCAGUGCGGGACAAGGUGGCAGUGCGGGACAAGGUGGCAGUGCGGGACAAGGUGGCAGUGCGGGACAAGGUGGCAGUGCGGGACAAGGUGGCAGUGCGGGACAAGGUGGCAGUGCGGGACAAGGUGGCAGUGCGGGACAAGGUGGCAGUGCGGGACAAGGUGGCAGUGCGGGACAAGGUGGCAGUGCGGGACAAGGUGGCAGUGCGGGACAAGGUGGCAGUGCGGGACAAGGUGGCAGUGCGGGACAAGGUGGCAGUGCGGGACAAGGUGGCAGUGCGGGACAAGGUGGCAGUGCGGGACAAGGUGGCAGUGCGGGACAAGGUGGCAGUGCGGGACAAGGUGGCAGUGCGGGACAAGGUGGCAGUGCGGGACAAGGUGGCAGUGCGGGACAAGGUGGCAGUGCGGGACAAGGUGGCAGUGCGGGACAAGGUGGCAGUGCGGGACAAGGUGGCAGUGCGGGACAAGGUGGCAGUGCGGGACAAGGUGGCAGUGCGGGACAAGGUGGCAGUGCGGGACAAGGUGGCAGUGCGGGACAAGGUGGCAGUGCGGGACAAGGUGGCAGUGCGGGACAAGGUGGCAGUGCGGGACAAGGUGGCAGUGCGGGACAAGGUGGCAGUGCGGGACAAGGUGGCAGUGCGGGACAAGGUGGCAGUGCGGGACAAGGUGGCAGUGCGGGACAAGGUGGCAGUGCGGGACAAGGUGGCAGUGCGGGACAAGGUGGCAGUGCGGGACAAGGUGGCAGUGCGGGACAAGGUGGCAGUGCGGGACAAGGUGGCAGUGCGGGACAAGGUGGCAGUGCGGGACAAGGUGGCAGUGCGGGACAAGGUGGCAGUGCGGGACAAGGUGGCAGUGCGGGACAAGGUGGCAGUGCGGGACAAGGUGGCAGUGCGGGACAAGGUGGCAGUGCGGGACAAGGUGGCAGUGCGGGACAAGGUGGCAGUGCGGGACAAGGUGGCAGUGCGGGACAAGGUGGCAGUGCGGGACAAGGUGGCAGUGCGGGACAAGGUGGCAGUGCGGGACAAGGUGGCAGUGCGGGACAAGGUGGCAGUGCGGGACAAGGUGGCAGUGCGGGACAAGGUGGCAGUGCGGGACAAGGUGGCAGUGCGGGACAAGGUGGCAGUGCGGGACAAGGUGGCAGUGCGGGACAAGGUGGCAGUGCGGGACAAGGUGGCAGUGCGGGACAAGGUGGCAGUGCGGGACAAGGUGGCAGUGCGGGACAAGGUGGCAGUGCGGGACAAGGUGGCAGUGCGGGACAAGGUGGCAGUGCGGGACAAGGUGGCAGUGCGGGACAAGGUGGCAGUGCGGGACAAGGUGGCAGUGCGGGACAAGGUGGCAGUGCGGGACAAGGUGGCAGUGCGGGACAAGGUGGCAGUGCGGGACAAGGUGGCAGUGCGGGACAAGGUGGCAGUGCGGGACAAGGUGGCAGUGCGGGACAAGGUGGCAGUGCGGGACAAGGUGGCAGUGCGGGACAAGGUGGCAGUGCGGGACAAGGUGGCAGUGCGGGACAAGGUGGCAGUGCGGGACAAGGUGGCAGUGCGGGACAAGGUGGCAGUGCGGGACAAGGUGGCAGUGCGGGACAAGGUGGCAGUGCGGGACAAGGUGGCAGUGCGGGACAAGGUGGCAGUGCGGGACAAGGUGGCAGUGCGGGACAAGGUGGCAGUGCGGGACAAGGUGGCAGUGCGGGACAAGGUGGCAGUGCGGGACAAGGUGGCAGUGCGGGACAAGGUGGCAGUGCGGGACAAGGUGGCAGUGCGGGACAAGGUGGCAGUGCGGGACAAGGUGGCAGUGCGGGACAAGGUGGCAGUGCGGGACAAGGUGGCAGUGCGGGACAAGGUGGCAGUGCGGGACAAGGUGGCAGUGCGGGACAAGGUGGCAGUGCGGGACAAGGUGGCAGUGCGGGACAAGGUGGCAGUGCGGGACAAGGUGGCAGUGCGGGACAAGGUGGCAGUGCGGGACAAGGUGGCAGUGCGGGACAAGGUGGCAGUGCGGGACAAGGUGGCAGUGCGGGACAAGGUGGCAGUGCGGGACAAGGUGGCAGUGCGGGACAAGGUGGCAGUGCGGGACAAGGUGGCAGUGCGGGACAAGGUGGCAGUGCGGGACAAGGUGGCAGUGCGGGACAAGGUGGCAGUGCGGGACAAGGUGGCAGUGCGGGACAAGGUGGCAGUGCGGGACAAGGUGGCAGUGCGGGACAAGGUGGCAGUGCGGGACAAGGUGGCAGUGCGGGACAAGGUGGCAGUGCGGGACAAGGUGGCAGUGCGGGACAAGGUGGCAGUGCGGGACAAGGUGGCAGUGCGGGACAAGGUGGCAGUGCGGGACAAGGUGGCAGUGCGGGACAAGGUGGCAGUGCGGGACAAGGUGGCAGUGCGGGACAAGGUGGCAGUGCGGGACAAGGUGGCAGUGCGGGACAAGGUGGCAGUGCGGGACAAGGUGGCAGUGCGGGACAAGGUGGCAGUGCGGGACAAGGUGGCAGUGCGGGACAAGGUGGCAGUGCGGGACAAGGUGGCAGUGCGGGACAAGGUGGCAGUGCGGGACAAGGUGGCAGUGCGGGACAAGGUGGCAGUGCGGGACAAGGUGGCAGUGCGGGACAAGGUGGCAGUGCGGGACAAGGUGGCAGUGCGGGACAAGGUGGCAGUGCGGGACAAGGUGGCAGUGCGGGACAAGGUGGCAGUGCGGGACAAGGUGGCAGUGCGGGACAAGGUGGCAGUGCGGGACAAGGUGGCAGUGCGGGACAAGGUGGCAGUGCGGGACAAGGUGGCAGUGCGGGACAAGGUGGCAGUGCGGGACAAGGUGGCAGUGCGGGACAAGGUGGCAGUGCGGGACAAGGUGGCAGUGCGGGACAAGGUGGCAGUGCGGGACAAGGUGGCAGUGCGGGACAAGGUGGCAGUGCGGGACAAGGUGGCAGUGCGGGACAAGGUGGCAGUGCGGGACAAGGUGGCAGUGCGGGACAAGGUGGCAGUGCGGGACAAGGUGGCAGUGCGGGACAAGGUGGCAGUGCGGGACAAGGUGGCAGUGCGGGACAAGGUGGCAGUGCGGGACAAGGUGGCAGUGCGGGACAAGGUGGCAGUGCGGGACAAGGUGGCAGUGCGGGACAAGGUGGCAGUGCGGGACAAGGUGGCAGUGCGGGACAAGGUGGCAGUGCGGGACAAGGUGGCAGUGCGGGACAAGGUGGCAGUGCGGGACAAGGUGGCAGUGCGGGACAAGGUGGCAGUGCGGGACAAGGUGGCAGUGCGGGACAAGGUGGCAGUGCGGGACAAGGUGGCAGUGCGGGACAAGGUGGCAGUGCGGGACAAGGUGGCAGUGCGGGACAAGGUGGCAGUGCGGGACAAGGUGGCAGUGCGGGACAAGGUGGCAGUGCGGGACAAGGUGGCAGUGCGGGACAAGGUGGCAGUGCGGGACAAGGUGGCAGUGCGGGACAAGGUGGCAGUGCGGGACAAGGUGGCAGUGCGGGACAAGGUGGCAGUGCGGGACAAGGUGGCAGUGCGGGACAAGGUGGCAGUGCGGGACAAGGUGGCAGUGCGGGACAAGGUGGCAGUGCGGGACAAGGUGGCAGUGCGGGACAAGGUGGCAGUGCGGGACAAGGUGGCAGUGCGGGACAAGGUGGCAGUGCGGGACAAGGUGGCAGUGCGGGACAAGGUGGCAGUGCGGGACAAGGUGGCAGUGCGGGACAAGGUGGCAGUGCGGGACAAGGUGGCAGUGCGGGACAAGGUGGCAGUGCGGGACAAGGUGGCAGUGCGGGACAAGGUGGCAGUGCGGGACAAGGUGGCAGUGCGGGACAAGGUGGCAGUGCGGGACAAGGUGGCAGUGCGGGACAAGGUGGCAGUGCGGGACAAGGUGGCAGUGCGGGACAAGGUGGCAGUGCGGGACAAGGUGGCAGUGCGGGACAAGGUGGCAGUGCGGGACAAGGUGGCAGUGCGGGACAAGGUGGCAGUGCGGGACAAGGUGGCAGUGCGGGACAAGGUGGCAGUGCGGGACAAGGUGGCAGUGCGGGACAAGGUGGCAGUGCGGGACAAGGUGGCAGUGCGGGACAAGGUGGCAGUGCGGGACAAGGUGGCAGUGCGGGACAAGGUGGCAGUGCGGGACAAGGUGGCAGUGCGGGACAAGGUGGCAGGGAAACGGGAGGUUUGGGGUUGGGUAGGAGGGCCGGGAGGGUGGUGA
Molecule: messenger RNA, 12093 nt
Organism: Closterium sp. Yama58-4
Lineage: Eukaryota; Viridiplantae; Streptophyta; Zygnematophyceae; Desmidiales; Closteriaceae
Source: the annotation of a GenBank genome assembly